Elaeis guineensis (African oil palm) is the source of this 2279-nucleotide messenger RNA. RefSeq lists its product as uncharacterized. NCBI's taxonomy places the organism in Eukaryota, Viridiplantae, Streptophyta, Magnoliopsida, Arecales, Arecaceae. The record is from RefSeq and is a predicted model, not a curated record.
CUACAUAACCCCGUCGCCCUCCUCCCCUUCUCCUCCACACAAACCCCUCAUCUCUAUCCCCGUAUCACCACCUCACACCCGCACAUCCUGUCUCCCUGUAUUACCGCCUCACACCUUACAUCCCAUCUGCGAUCGCCCUGCGACCCUGCGAUGGCCCCGCCGUCCCUCGGCCUCCUGGGCCCGCCGGAGAUCCACCUCGGCGCCGCCACGGCAAAGCCGGACACCGCCACCGGAGAACCCUUCCUCGACAUGAUGGACGCCGACUUCAACGCUGCCGUCUCCGCCCGGCCGCCUAUAGGCCUGACGGAGAACAACUCCCCGACCUUCGUCUCCUCCGGCAACCCCUGCCUCGACUUCUUCUUCCAGGUCGUACCCGACACCCCACCCGCAACCAUAACAUCCCUCCUCGAGGCCGCCUGGACCAGCGACCCCCUCACCGCCCUCAAGCUCGCAUGCCACCUCCGCGGAGUCCGCGGCACAGGCAAGUCCGACCGCCAGGGCUUCUACUCCGCCACCCUCUGGCUCCACCGCCACCACCCCAAAACCCUCGCCCUCAACCUCCUCCCCUUCGCUGAAUUCGGCUACCUCAAGGACCUUCCGGAGAUUCUCCACCGCCUCGUCGAUGGCGACGACACCCGCCUGCGCGCCAAGGCCAAGCACCGGCCGUCCAGACACAACCUCCGGUGGGGCCGCUACCGUCCCUUCUUCAAGGACGCCAAGCGGGACCGGCGCCAGGAGGGCACGAGGAAGGAGAGGCUCGCCGCCGAAGCGGCCCGGGUCAAAAUCGAGAAGGAGAAGGCGGCGGAGCUCAGGCGGAAGAAGCGGUUGGAGAUGGCGAUCCGCGCGGUCCACCGGUACGAACGGGACCCGGAAUAUCGGUUCCUCCACGACCGGGUCGCCGACGCCUUCGCCGAACUCCUCCGCGCCGACCUCGUCCGACAGAAGUCCGGCGAGUUUAACGGGUUUUCUCUGGCCGCCAAGUGGUGCCCUUCCCUGAACUCCUCCUACGACCGCUCCACCCUCCUCUGCGAGGCGAUCGCCCGCCGCCUCUUUCCGCGCGACUCCAACUCGGAGUACGCCGCCCUGGAGGACCGCCACUACGCCUACCGCGUCCGCGACCGCCUCCAGCGGACGGUGCUGGUCCCCAUCCGCCGCGCCCUCGAGCUCCCGGAGGUCUACAUGAGCGCCGGCCGGUGGGACUCCCUGCCCUACAACCGCGUCGCCUCCGUCGCCAUGAAGAACUACAAAAAGCUCUUCUUGAAGCACGACGCCACCCGCUUCUCCGAGUACCUGGAGUUGGUCCGGCAGGGGAAGGCCAAGGUCGCCGCCGGCGCGCUCCUUCCCCACGAGAUCAUCGCCGACGCCGGCGACGAGGUGGCGGAGCUCCAGUGGAAGAGGAUGGUGGAGGACCUCUCCAAGAAGGGAAGCCUCCGCGACUGCAUUGCCGUCUGCGACGUCUCCGGCAGCAUGAACGGAACUCCGAUGGAGGUCAGCGUGGCCCUCGGCCUGCUGAUCUCCGAGCUCAGCGAGGAGCCGUGGAAGGGGAGGGUGAUAACAUUCAGUGCGGAACCCGAAAUGCAUCGGAUCCGAGGGGAUUCUCUCAAAGAGAAGACCGAGUUCAUCCGGACGAUGAACUGGGGGAUGAACACCGACUUUCAGAAGGUGUUCGAUAAAAUGCUGGCGGUGGCGGUGGAGGGGGGAUUGCCGGCGGAAAGGAUGGUGAGGAGGGUGUUUGUGUUCAGCGACAUGGAGUUUGAUGCGGCGUCGGCGAAUGAUUGGGAGACGGACUACGAGGCGAUCCGCAGGAAGUUCGGGGAGAGGGGAUAUGGGGAGGCGGUGCCGGAGGUGGUGUUUUGGAAUCUGAGGGACUCGAGGUCGACGCCGGUGCCAUCGACGCAGAAGGGGGUGGCAUUGGUGAGUGGGUUCUCCAAGAAUUUAUUAAAGGUGUUCUUGGCGGGGGAUGGGGUGCUGAACCCGGUGGCGGUCAUGGAGGAGGCGAUCUCGGGGGAGGAGUAUAAGAAGCUCGUAGUGUUCGAUUGAAUGCAGAAGAGAUGCGGGAGGUGGUAGAAGAUAUCAUCCAUGGUUUUGGGUUAGGAAAAUAGUCAGAAGUAUAUAUGUUUCCUGUUCAAACUCUUUUCUUUGGCUUUUUACGAAGAAAAUAGAAUAUGUGCGGUAUGAAGUUGGACUUUGGAUACAAGAAACUUAUACUUUAUUUUCCCUGUAUUUUAUUUCUAUGGUUUUGGAUGGGCUGCCGCUGCAAACAGGUCCCUAUUAUUCAC